AUGCUCAAGAGACCAUCGUUCCUCCUGAUGGUCUAUCGCCCAGUAGCUUCUUCUCCCUCUAUGGCUCAGAGAACCCGUAUCCCAACCCGCUUGGUCGCCACAGCUUCCGCGACAGCUUCCCCGGACAUGUCUUCACUCAACGCCGCCAAGGACUUUAUUCGUUUUGUAAACGAUUCUCCUACCCCCUACCACGCUGUUGCCUCUGCCGUCUCUCGCCUCCAGAAGGCCGGCUUCGUCCACAUCAAGGAAAAAGACCCCUGGGUAUCCGAAAUCCAGCCCGGCGGCAAGUACUUCAUAACGCGCAACGCCUCGUCCAUCAUCGCCUUCGCCGUCGGUCGCAAAUGGCGUCCCGGAAGCCCCAUCGCCAUGGUCGGCGCCCACACCGACUCGCCCUGCCUCCGCUUCAAGCCCGUGAGCAAGAAGACGAACGCGGGCUUCAUGCAGGUCGGCGUCGAGACAUACGGCGGCGGCAUCUGGCACAGCUGGUUCGACAGGGACCUCGGAGUCGCUGGUCGCGUGCUCGUGAAGACCUCCGACGGCGCCAUCGUCCCGCGCCUCGUCAAGAUCGACAAGCCCGUUCUUCGCAUCCCGACCCUGGCCAUCCACCUCGAUCGAUCUGCCAACUUCGAACCUAACAAGGAGACCGAGCUCUUCCCCAUCGCCGGGCUCGUCGAGGCCGAGCUCAACAAGGCCGAUGAGAAGGACGUUGCAGCCGAGGCCGAGAACAAGCCCUUCCAACCCCUCGCCGCCAUGGGCGAGCGCCACCACCCGCACAUCGUCGACCUCAUCGCCGAAACAGCCGGCGUAUCCCCCUCCGACAUUGUCGACUUCGAAAUGCUCCUCUUCGACACCCAACCCCCCUGUCUCGGCGGCCUCAACGACGAGUUCAUCUUCUCGGCCCGCCUCGACAAUCUUAACAUGGCAUACUGCACCAUCGUCGGCCUCCUCGAAUCCUCCACCGACGCCUCCCUCGAAAACGACUCCACCAUCCGUCUAGCCGCCUGCUUCGACCACGAGGAGAUAGGUUCCCUCUCGGCCCAAGGCGCCAACUCCAGCUUCCUCCCCUCCAUCCUCCGCCGCCUCGCAGCCGUCAAGGCCACCAACGACGACGACGCCAGCUGGGACGUCGAGCCCGACUCCUCCGCCGCCUUCGAGCAGACCCUCGCCCGCUCGUUCCUCAUCUCCGCCGACAUGGCCCACUCCGUCCACCCCAACUACGCCGGCAAGUACGAAUCCGACCACCGCCCCGUCAUGAACAAGGGAACCGUUAUCAAGGUCAACGCCAACCAGCGCUACGCCACGAAUUCCCCCGGUGUCGUCCUCGUACAGGAGUGCGCCCGCCGCGCUGAGGUGCCCCUCCAGCUCUUCGUUGUGCGCAACGAUUCGCCUUGCGGCUCGACUAUUGGCCCCAUGCUGAGCGCCAAGAUGGGCGUCAGGACUCUGGAUCUGGGGAAUCCCCAGUUGAGCAUGCACAGUAUCCGAGAGACGGGCGGUACCCACGACGUCAAGGUUGCUGUGGAGUUGUUUAGGUCAUUUUACGAAUCGUAUGGUGAACUUGAAGAGAAGAUUAUUGUGGAUUGA
Molecule: messenger RNA, 1581 nt
Organism: Scedosporium apiospermum
Lineage: Eukaryota; Fungi; Ascomycota; Sordariomycetes; Microascales; Microascaceae
Product: Aspartyl aminopeptidase
Exons: 2
Coding region: 1-1581 (526 amino acids)
Biological process (GO): proteolysis
Cellular component (GO): fungal-type vacuole
Molecular function (GO): zinc ion binding; metalloaminopeptidase activity
Source: RefSeq, a predicted model, not a curated record